Messenger RNA from Branchiostoma floridae (Florida lancelet), 4037 nucleotides. RefSeq names its product DNA ligase 3-like. Gene Ontology annotation, biological process: lagging strand elongation; DNA biosynthetic process; double-strand break repair via alternative nonhomologous end joining. Gene Ontology annotation, cellular component: DNA ligase III-XRCC1 complex. The transcript is spliced from 15 exons. The record is from RefSeq and is a predicted model, not a curated record. Bases 188 to 3184 code for a protein of 998 amino acids. Gene Ontology annotation, molecular function: zinc ion binding; DNA ligase (ATP) activity; DNA binding. Lineage: Eukaryota; Metazoa; Chordata; Leptocardii; Amphioxiformes; Branchiostomatidae.
GAUGAGUCAUGGGGGAGGGGGGCGUGACGCUGCCGGCCCAGGCAUGCCCUGGGACGUCAUAUAGGUGUUUACAGGUGUAUAUAAAGGGCGACUGUUUGGUGUAGACAUCAGAGUGUGGUACGGGUGGAACAGAAUUCAGUCCUACCCGUAUAAACCCGAUAAAGAAGCGAUUUGACCACACUACUACAUGCUAGUCCGACUUCUAUGGUCUCCAAGCGUUAGUACUAAGGCUGCGAGAACCCUCAACCUCCAGAAAUCAUUACAUCACAGCCCCGUAUUGAGAAGAGCAGCAUCUUUUGUCAGUAGCAAGGCCUGUAACUACCUCUGGAAACAUUGGCGCAGCAGUCCAGUGUGUAUCCCAGCUGCCUUCUGUAACACACGGAUACUGAACCCCUGGAGUAGCACCAUCCAUACAGGAGUUAGCAUCAUGUCGGAACAGAGGUUCUGUGUCGAGUACGCCAAACAGGGCAGGGCCGGCUGCAAGAAGUGCAAGCAGAAGAUCGAGAAGGGUCUCCCCCGCAUCGGCAAGAUCGUUCCCAACUUCUUCCACGAGGGAGACGGGGAGAUGAAGCAGUGGUAUCACGUCGCCUGCAUCUUCGAGACGUUCCAGAGGGCGCGCGCCACCACCAAGAAGAUCGAGGAUGCCUCAGACUUGGAGGGCUGGGAAGACAUGGAGGAUGAGGAGAAACAAACCAUUCUCAAGCUCAUCAAAGAGUUGGAGAGCAAGGCAAAGUCUCCUAAGAAGAAGGUUGUCCAGGCGACACUGUCUACUAAAGGAAAAAUUCAGUCUCCCACCAAGAAGGCUGCUAGCAGUGCCACUGUCUCAGAUGAUUCCCCAGCAGCAGGCCCAUCAUCAUCAUCAUCAGCCAGUACCUCGGUGUCGAUGACCUCCCCCACCCCCACCCCUGACAUAGACCACAAGGACAACGCGUUCCGAGAGUUCCGCCGGCUGUGUGCGCUCAUCGCCGAGGAACCGGGCUACAACGCCAAGACUAAACUGGUGUCAGACUUCCUGAAGAAAGGAUCCAAUGGAGAUGGAUUUAAGGGCGACACUUUCCUGGUGGUGAAGCUUCUCCUUCCCGGGGUAGUGAAGAGAGUGUACAACCUGAACAACAAGCAGCUGCUCAAGCACUUCGCUAACAUCUUUGGGGUCAACCUGGCAGACAUGUUGACUGACCUUGAGCUAGGCGACGUGUCGGAGACUGUGCGGAAGUUUUUUGAGGAGAGCGAACGUUGCCUGCCGGCCAAGAAGAGCAAACUGACCAUCCAGGAAGUGGACGAGAGUCUGGAGAUCCUCGCUCAGAUGACCAAGGAGGACGACCAGAUGAGGGAGCUCAACAAGAUUGCAAAGAAAUGCACAGCCAAUGAUCUAAAGGUGGUUGUUCGUCUGAUCAAACACGAUCUCCGAAUCAACGCGGGAGCCAAGCACAUCCUGGAGGGACUGGACCCCAACGCCUACCCAGCAUUCCAAGCUUCCCGUAACCUAGCGGACGUGGUAGAGAGGGUCGUUGCCAACGGUUGCGCGCCCGGGAUGAAAAAGUCGCUCAGCAUCAAGGCUAACCUGAUGACACCAGUGCUGCCAAUGCUGGCUGAGGCAUGUAAGUCCGUGGAGAUGGCCAUGAGAAAGUGUCCUAACGGGAUGUACGCAGAGAUAAAGUACGACGGGGAGAGGGUGCAGGUCCACAAGCAGGGCAACAAGUUCGAGUACUUCAGCCGCAGUCUCAAACCUGUGCUGCCUCACAAGGUUGCCCACUUUAAGGACUACAUCCCGAAGGCGUUCCCCCACGGCAGUAACAUGAUACUGGACAGCGAGGUCCUAUUGGUCGACACAAACACGGGCAACCCGCUGCCCUUUGGAACCCUGGGAAUCCACAAGAAGCAGCAGUUCAGCGACGCACAAGUCGCCCUGUUCGUGUUCGACUGUAUCUACUUCAAUGGGGAAACCCUUAUGGACAGGCCAAUUUCUGAAAGGAGAAAAUUCCUGGAGGACAACAUGACAGUGAUCCCCAACAGGGUGGUGUUGUCGGAGUACAGAUACAUCACAGAGCCUGGCGACCUGUCGGACAUGAUCGGCCGGGUGAUCCGCGACGGGCUCGAGGGUCUCGUGCUGAAGGACACCAAGAGCAUCUACGAGCCCGGCAAACGACAUUGGCUCAAGGUCAAAAAGGACUACCUAGAGCAGGGCGCCAUGGCGGACACGGCAGACUUGGUGGUGCUGGGCGCAUUCUACGGAACGGGGAACAAGGGUGGGCUCAAGUCGGUUUUCCUGAUGGGGGUGUACGAUCCGGACUCCGACAAGUGGUGCACGGUGACCAAAUGUGGGAACGGACACGACGACAACACGAUCGCAAAGCUCAACAAAGAACUUGACAUGGUCAAGAUCAGUAAAGACGUGUCCAAAGUGCCGAAGUGGCUCAAGAUCACAAAGAACCUGGUACCGGACUUCGUGUGCGCCGACCCGAAGAAAGCGCCGGUUUGGGAGAUCACGGGAGCGGAGUUUAGCAAGUCAGAGGCGCACACGGCUGACGGGAUAUCCAUCCGCUUCCCACGGGUCACCAAGAUUCGCGAUGACAAGGACUGGAAGUCGGCCACGAAUCUAAAGCAACUUAAGCAUCUUUUCAAGACAUCCAAGGAGACCUCUGACAUCCCCGACCUCCUGAAGGGGAAGGGCAAGUCACCACGGAAACCUAUCAAGGUCAAAGUGGAGGAUGAUGAUGAUGAUGAUGAUGACAGCAAUGGUGGUGCCUCCAGCAAUGGGGCCACACCGAUCAAGGGCAUGAAAAGAAAGGCUGAAGAAGAAAGUCCCAGAACACCGAAAAAGUCCAAGCCCACAUGUAGGUACGGCGCAGCCUGCUACCAGACUGGCAAGGAACACCUGGACAAGUUUGACCAUCCCACCAGGAAGUCGCCAAAAAAGACGAACAGCGCUGCUAAGAGUGUCCUUCCUGAUGUUUUCUGUGGCAUCAAACUGUUCCUGCCUGACACAGUGGACAACUAUGCCCUGCUCAGGAGGUACUUUGUCGCGUACGAUGGUGACAUUGUGCAAGACUACGCCAUGUCACAGGCCACACAUGUGGUAGAAGAUCCCGACCAAAAGAACAUGAAUGGUAAGACGGAUGCCCAGCUUGUGACAGUAGACUGGUUGUGGCAGUGCAUCAAGAGGAAACAGCUUGUUCCAGUGUGACCAACUAGUUCGACAAGAUUUAGCUUUUUGCCAACCCUUUGCAAUACAGUCAAACCUGUCUAUAGCGGCCACUCAAGGAACUGGAGAAAUGUGGCCGCUUAAUAUAGACAGGUGGCCACUAUAGAGAAAAUGCUGAUCAAUUGGCCACGAGCAAUAAGUUACACAUGAUUUUGGUACCCACUGAUCUUUCUUACCAAGUAACAUUGUCAAGAUCAUCAAAAAAUUAAACCGACCCUGCCAAAGUCAAAUGUACCAAAAAUGAUUGAUAUUGCCAUGUGGAAUGUUGGUAAAUUUGCACUCUAAUGGCCGCUAUGUGCUAUUUCUUUUUAAUGCUUACUAAAUAGGUCAAUGGAAAAAAUUGAAGGGACUGACAAAAAGUUACCGCAAUGGCCAGGUGGCCACUAUGCAAAGGUGGCCGCUAAUACAGGUUUGACAGUACUUGAACACCUUGUAACAUACCCUACACUGUCCUGGAAUAGGGCUAUAUAAAUUGAAGUAAGUUACAGAUGUUGAAUAAUAAAAGUACAGUACUGGUAGGCAGAAUUAGAUGUAAUGUUACAUAACGUUACAUUGUAUAGGAAUGGAGUUUUGCAAGAUGUAACAGACUUGUGUUAUACCUGAUACAUUGUACAUGUAUUUGAUGUUUGAAAUCUACACACAUUUGUAGUCUUGCAUUUCCAUUUAAAGCAUCUUGAAAUAUUUCUACCCUAUUGUAGACAUGACUUGAAACAAGCAUGUGACUAACGUAAUACCUAGGAUGCAACCUUAUGAAAAUUAUGUACAUUGUGUAUAUACAUGCACUGCUACUGAUAGCUAAAGUUUCAACCAUUGUGACGACUUUGGGGUACAAGAU